Molecule: messenger RNA, 798 nt
Organism: Pseudocercospora fijiensis CIRAD86
Lineage: Eukaryota; Fungi; Ascomycota; Dothideomycetes; Mycosphaerellales; Mycosphaerellaceae
Exons: 8
Coding region: 1-798 (265 amino acids)
Source: RefSeq, a predicted model, not a curated record
AUGGAAGUGGUUGAUAUACUUACACCUCCCUUGUCCAUAUACUGUUUGCCGAAUACCCUACAGAAACUUUCUAGUGUACAACGGUCAAUCUUCUCAGCAGUCAAUCUUCUCAGCAGUCAAUCUUCUCAGCAGUCAAUCUUCUCAACAAUCAAUCCUCUCAGCAGUCAAUCCUCUCCGAAGUCAAUCCUCUCAACAGUCGACCUCUUCAGCAGUCAAUCUUCUCAACAGUCGAUCUCCUCAAAAGUCGAUCUCCUCAACAGUCGAUCUCCUCAACAGUCGAUCUCCUCAGCAGGCAACCUUCAUCCACACCGCCCAAGAAGCGUCCAGCCAAACACAAUGCGAUCAAUCCUCCUCGCGGCUCUCGCAGCCUUCCCACAACUCGCCUUCAGCAAUCCAACCCUUCAAGAGAACCCUCACCUAAGCAUCCACGCAAACUCAACGACUGAAUCUCACCCCCAACAGCGAUCCAAAACCUGCAGAAGCGAAUCGCCGACGACGAUAUCCAUUCGAUACAUCACCUACGGAGCUCUGUUAAGAGAUAAGAAGCCGUGCGUUCAGAGAAAUGUGCAUAUAUGCGUAACUGUUCGCCUGAAGCGAAAUGAGGUAGAGGCUUUGCGACGUGUGGAAUCAAUCGAUGCGAGGAGUGGAGAUGGAGCUGGUUGUUAUGGUUUUUUGGCAUUUAUCGUGGAUGUAUGGCCCAAUCGCUGCAUUUCUGCGCAACAUGAACUGCAUAACAACUCUAACGAACCCGAUAGCCGGGCAGCGGCAACGAGUAUGUUAAUCUUCACUAGGUUCUAG